AAUGAGUUCCUCAUCUAGUUCUUCAUCAUCGAUGUCUUCAUCAAGAUCAUCUUCCUCAAGUUCAUCAUCUUCAUCAAGAUACUCUCACAAAAAACAACAGCGAAGAAAAAACAAAUAGAAGGAGGAUUAAGAUGCUGGCCAUUUUGAAUAUCAAAUAGGCAUGAAAAUAAAAGCAGGAUAAUUUGUGAUCACACGAUUUUUAGGAGAUGGCACCUUUGGUCGUGUUUUAGAAGUUAAAACUUGUAAUGCUACUUGUAAUAAUUAUUAUGCCAUGAAAGUAAUAUUAUUUGGAUUUAAAAGUGCAUAAGGGCUGUGGAAAGGUACAUAGAAUCGGCAAAAAUAGAAACCAAAAUAUUGUGGUAUAUUUAAGAUAAGGAUAAGAAUGGGGCAUUUAAUAUUGUUAGACUGUUCACGUCGUUUGAAAGAUAUGACAAUUAUUUCAUGGUUUUUGAGAGGGUAUUUCUAAAAUAAUCAUUAAGUUAGGGAAAUCAUUAUAUGACAUCAUAAAGCAGAACAAUUACAUUGGAUUCCCAAUCUAAUAUGUGUAAUCGUUUGCCAAAUAGAUUAUCAUCUCUGUUGCUUUCCUUCAUCAGAACCAACUCACUCACACAGACCUCAAACCUGAAAAUAUCUUGACCACCAAUUGUGAGUAUAAAUUGGUUCCCUUCAAAGGAAAACAGUAUUAAUUUACAUUCCAUUUAGAAUCUGGGUCCCUGAACGAGAAAUCCUUAAGAUCAUCGAUUUCGGAGGAGCCACCUUUGAUCACGAAUAUCACAGCACUGUCAUUAACACCAGACAAUAUCGUGCUCCUGAAGUCAUUAUGGGCUAUCCGAAAUGGAAUGAGAAUAGUGACAUCUGGUGCAUUGCUUGUGUCUUGCUUGAACUCUAUACAGGUAGGAUUAUUGAUCCCAAUUAUUUUAGGCGAGUUGUAUUUCUAAAAUAAAGAUGAUUUAGAACAUAUAGCCAUGAUCGAAAAAGCUAUUGGACCUAUGAAUUACCGUCAUUUCAAGAAUUCCAAAUAUAAAACAUUCUUCAAUUAUGAUUAAAAGUACACUUAUUGAAAUUAGAGGUACUUUGAUUAGCAUCGAUCCUAUUUCAAAUGGAAUUCGGUGGCACCAAGUGAUUCUGCUAUUGAAAGAGUCAAGAAAUUGAAAACUUUCGAAGAAUUAAUACCAGCUAAACACGCCCUCUUUAUUGAUCUGAUUAGAAAGAUGCUCCAAAUAGAUCCUGAAGAACGAAUGCCCUUACGAAAACUAAUUCAUCAUCAAUUUUUUCAACAGGUAUUCUAAGAUUGA
Molecule: messenger RNA, 1295 nt
Organism: Paramecium octaurelia
Lineage: Eukaryota; Ciliophora; Oligohymenophorea; Peniculida; Parameciidae
Source: the annotation of a GenBank genome assembly